AUGGCCACAUGGACUUCCCCUGGUCCUAAUGGGUUUCCUCCAGGGUUUUAUAAACAAAAUCUGGCUUUGCUUGAGAAUGAUGUUUGGGAAACCGUCAAAUUUUUUAUUAGCACCAAACAUCUUCUUAAAGAAAUGAACCAUACGUUUAUUUCUUUAAUUCCUAAGGUAAAUAAGCCUAACAGUCCUUCUGACUUCAGGCCUAUCUCUCUUUGCAAUUCAAAUUACAAAAUAAUUUCUAAGAUCAUAGUUAAUAGAAUGAAACCCUUGCUCAGCAAACUAAUAUCACCUUAUCAGGCUGCUUACAUCCCUGGUCGUAACAUUCAAAAUAAUGUGGUGAUUGCUCAUGAGCUGGUUCAUACUAUGAAAAAAAAAGAUAGAUGUGAUAUCAUGGGUCUUAAACUUGAUAUGUCUAAGGCCUUUGAUAGAGUAGAAUGGUCCUUCCUUAGUGUUGUUCUUAAAAGAUUUGGCUUUUCUGAUCAUUGGUGCCAACUUAUUUUCCCAUGCAUAAGCACUACUAGCAUAUCUAUACUUUUGAAUGGCUCCCCUUGUAAUUCCUUUUCUCCUACUAGAGGAUUAAGGCAGGGAGAUCCCUUAUCUCCCUACCUGUUUAUUCUGUGUACGGAAGCUUUUUCUAGGUACCUCAUUCAUGCUGAAAAUUCAAAGCUUAUCCAUGGUUUGAAAGUCACCAAGGAUGCUCCUAGUAUCUCCCAUCUCCUUUUUGUAGACGACUGUUUGCUUUUCACUAAAACAACACACAGUGAGUCAAACAAUCUUAUGUCUUUGAUCAAAGAUUUUAGUAGUAUAUCUAGUCAAAUGAUAAAUUUUGAGAAAUCUGCAUGUUUUUUCAGCAAAAAUGUGCUUCCUGAUCAUUGUGUGUCGCUUAUUAGAUCUAUGAAUGUUAGGAAAAUUGAAUUAAAUGAAAAAUACCUUGGCAUUCCACUCUUUCUUGCCAGAAAUAGAACUGAGUCUAUGUCCCAUUUAAACACUCAUCAUGACUCUAGAGUGUCUAAUUGGAAAGUCAAAUCUGUUUACAAAUUACUUGCUUUAGAACUACCACAUAACUCUGUUCAGAACCCUGAUAUUGAUACUUAUAAGGCACUUUGGAAAUCCUCAUUGCUGCCCAGAACUCAGUUGUUCCUUUGGAAGUGUAUUGAAAGGAUCCUCCCUACUGGCAGCAAACUUGCCAGAUACAGUAACACUCACAAUGAUAGGUGCAGUUUGUGUAACUUGAAUGCUAGUGAAACUCCUGAACAUAUGUUACUACACUGUUCUUAUGCUAAAAAUGUUUGGUCUCAUAUCCCUGUUGCUAGUCAAUUUGUUUCGCAGGACUUUGACACUAAUAUAAGUGUUAAAGAUUGGAUAACUAAAUGGCUUUCUUCAAGUCAGCUGCAACCUCAUUCAGAUGUAGUCUUGACAACAUCGUGGAGCAUAUGGAAAGAUAGAUGUGCUAAAGUCUUUGAAAAUGCUUCUCUAAAUCCAAUGGCUACAGCUAAAACUGCUAUUAAAAUAGCUUCUGAAACUGUUGGCUUAUUAGUUUCUUCUUCCAUGCCUAACACUGUCAAUUCUGAUGCACCUGAUAAUGAUUCUAAUUUUCUGCAAAAUACUCUCCACAACAGUAUAGUCAUAUUCUGUGAUGCCUCUUAUGACAAGGAUACUAAUAAAUCUGGUAUUGGGAUUGUUGCAUUCAAUUCAACAGGUACUUUCAAAGGAUGCAAACUAGUUUCGAGGUAUGCUGCGAGUCCAGAGGGAGCUGAAAGUGCUGCACUACUUGAAGCUGCAAAAUGGAUCAGAGAGAAAAACUUUGAUGUUGUUUAUUUAGUUAGUGAUGCCAAAACUGUAAUGGCCUAUCUUAAUAAUUGCAGGGGUCAAACUAGUUGGUCCUCUUGCGGCUUUUUAGAGGAUUGUUUAUUUUUAUUAAAAGAUGUUAACAUCAUUCAGUUUAAACAUAUAAAAAGAGAUCGGAAUAGAGCAGCAGACACUGCUGCCAAAUAUAGUAGAGUUGGGAAUGUAACAAGGGAGUGGGAUGAUCUCAACUGUCCCUUCUUCCUUCAAAACUAUGUAAACUCUCAGUAA
This is a messenger RNA of Papaver somniferum (opium poppy), 2073 nucleotides long. RefSeq lists its product as uncharacterized. Lineage: Eukaryota; Viridiplantae; Streptophyta; Magnoliopsida; Ranunculales; Papaveraceae. The transcript is spliced from 2 exons. Bases 1 to 2073 code for a protein of 690 amino acids. The record is from RefSeq and is a predicted model, not a curated record. Gene Ontology annotation, molecular function: RNA-DNA hybrid ribonuclease activity; nucleic acid binding.